Messenger RNA from Symbiodinium necroappetens, 789 nucleotides. The record is from the annotation of a GenBank genome assembly. Lineage: Eukaryota; Dinophyceae; Suessiales; Symbiodiniaceae.
GACGGCAAGAAGGCGACGGCCGGCUCUGGUUUCGCGGUGUCGGUGAAGGCGGCCGGGGAGCUCGAAGAGGAACUGGGCGGGCCGGGCAAAGUCGUCCAGUUGGGAGACCUUGAUCUCUCAAAGUUCUUCGGUGGCGGGGGCCCAGGGAACGGAGAGGAAGGUGAGGAGGAGGUAACCUAUGAAGAGGCGGCCUGUACCUCCUUUUCCGCGGAGAAGGUCUUCGUGGGUCAUUCUCCAGAGCAUGGGGCCAAAUUCGAUGGUAACUCCAUGCUCUUGCACCUAGAGGGCUUGAAGUAUGUCUUUGUAGGCGAGGAAGUCUUUUCUUUUACGGCAAAGUCACCUAUCACAAAGUUCCUCUCACCUGUGGGCAACAACGAUGUCCCUUAUCCUUGGGCCGUGGAUGAAGAGGGAUCUCGAUACUUGUUCACCAUGUCUGUCAUUCUCGCCAGCAAGCUCUUCGAAAACAGUGACACGGAUCCUUGCGACCUCUUCAUCGACGAAGCCCUCAUCACUGCGGACAUCGGCACGGUGCCUCCCACGCAACCGAAGACGCAGUUCCAGGGAAUCACCGAGUGGUGGAUCGGCGAAGAGCAAUUCACGAUGCGGUAUGCUGAAGACCCGGAAGCAGAUUAUGAUCGGCUGGCAGGGCAGGGGGCCUUUUCUGUGGUGAAAGACGGUGCCAAAAUCCCACUUUCCAAAGCAGACUAUGUCAAGUUAAUGCAGGAUUUCGCGGAAGAGAAAGGUUUUCAGCCUCUUCACCGCGAGACGUUGGUUGAGCGGCAGAUCUGA